Molecule: messenger RNA, 1211 nt
Organism: Centruroides sculpturatus (bark scorpion)
Lineage: Eukaryota; Metazoa; Arthropoda; Arachnida; Scorpiones; Buthidae
Gene: wmd
Product: serine-threonine kinase receptor-associated protein-like
Exons: 7
Coding region: 33-1043 (336 amino acids)
Biological process (GO): spliceosomal snRNP assembly
Cellular component (GO): SMN complex
Molecular function (GO): RNA binding; protein binding
Source: RefSeq, a predicted model, not a curated record
GGUGGCGCUAGUAGGACGAAGAAUGUUUAAAGAUGUCGAGCGUUAGGCAGAUUCCUUUAACUUGCAGCGGACACACGCGGCCAGUUGUCGAUUUGGCUUUUAGUCAAAUUACUCGUUCUGGCUACUACUUAAUCUCCGCUUGUAAAGAUGGAAAACCAAUGCUCAGACAGGGAGAUACCGGAGAUUGGAUAGGUACUUUUUUCGGUCACAAGGGUGCUGUAUGGGGCGUGGCAUUAAAUGCUGAUGCCACACGUGCUGCUACUUCAGCAGCAGAUUUCAUGGCUAAAUUAUGGGAUGCUGUUACUGGAGAAGAGUUAUAUAGUUUCACUCAUCAACACAUUGUUAAAAGUGUUGAUUUUAAUAACGAAGGAAAUAAAUUACUUACAGGAAGUAAUGAAAAAUUAAUUCGUAUCUUUGACUUAAACAAACUUGAUGCAGAUCCAGUUAUAUUUAAAGGCCAUUCUUCAGUAAUAAGACAGUCUCUAUUCCUUAAAGAUGACAAAAGGAUUGUAAGUGCUUCUGAUGAUAAAACUGUCAGGUUCUGGAACCGAAGUGAUAAAGAAGAAAUAAAGAAAUUAGAAUUUUCGGCAGCUCCUAGCAGUUUAGAGUUAUCGACCGACGGAAAGAUACUUGUCAUAACACAUGGUCACACAGUCAGUUUUUGGGAUACUGAAAGUUAUGAGAAAUUGAAGACUUUCGAUAUUCCCACACAAGUUAAUUCGGCUUCCCUACAUCCUGACAAAUCUGUUUUCGUAUGUGGAGGAGAAGACUUCAAAAUGUACAAGUACAAUUAUCGGACGGGAGAAGAAUUAGAAUCAUUUAAAGGCCAUUUCGGACCCGUUCACUGUGUCAGAUUCUCUCCCGAUGGCGAGCUGUAUGCCAGCGGGAGUGAGGAUGGAACCCUACGACUCUGGCAGACCACAGUGGGCAAGACAUACGGCCUGUGGAAGUGCAUUCUUCCCGGUGAAUCUGUGGCCAAUUAUGAGGCGGGAGAUGGAGUGGCGUCAGCCUCUGACCCUCCUCUAGUCAAAUCAGAUGCGUAGUCAAAAAAAAAAAAAGUCUGUCUUUGGGACCGAACAAUAGUUCUGCCACAGGACGGAAUCUUUUUUGUACUGCGGCUAACAAUGUAACAUCUAGUUGUCGACUGUAUAAUCAUAAUGUAUGUAUAUAGAAAUAUUGGUUACGUAAUUAAAUAUUUUCUUUACACAAAA